AUGGCCUCAAAUGAGAGAGAUGCUAUAUCGUGGUACCAAAAGAAGAUUGGAGCAUAUGAUCAGCAGAUAUGGGAAAAGUCAAUCGAACAGACUCAGAUUAAGGGCUUCAAAAACAAACCAAAAAAGAUGGGUCACAUAAAACCAGACUUGAUUGAUGUUGACUUAAUCAGAGUUAUAGCACUCGUGUUAUAUUUUAUGAUGCCUAUUGUGAAUGUAAGUGAAGUACUUGGACCCUUGUGCCUUAUGUUACUUAUGGGAACUGUCCACUGUCAAAUUGUUUCUACUCAGAUAACAAGGCCAUCGGGAAACAAUGGAAAUCGGAGAAGAAGAAAAUUACGGAAAACUGUCAAUGGCGAUGGGAGCCGAGAAAAUGGAAAUAACUCCUCUGAUAAAGUCAGAGGAGUGGAAACGUUGGACUCUCUUCCCCUUAUUGGCAGUUUUUGGGAGACUCUCUUCGGCAACAGGAUUAAAAGAGUAAAAUUAAUAUGUAACAAGGGGACUGAAACUGACAAUGACUCAAGUUGUCUGCAUCCUAUCAUUAAGAAGAAACAGUGUCGACCAGAGAUUAGAAUGUGGCAAACAAGAGAGAAAGCAAAAUUUUCAGAUGGAGAUAAGUGCCACAGGGAGGCUUUCAGGCGUCUGGGUAAUGGGAUUUCAGAUGAUCUGUCAAGUGAGGAGGACGGUGAAGCCCGGACGCAGAUGAUGAUGUUGCGCAGGAGUGUGGAAGGGGCCUCAAGUGACAACGGCUGUGAAGUUAAGAAUAGAAAAUCAAUACUUACCAGGCACCUAAACACUCAGGUAAAGAAAACCACUCCCAAGUGGUGUCACAUUACACGGGAUUCGGAUAGUCUGGUCGAAUCGGAAUUUGAAUCAGCGGGCUUCAGUCAGGGCUCUAGGUCGGGCAUGAGUGGUGGCUCUCGAAGCCUCAACAUGUUGAGAAGAGACUCAGAAAGCACCCGCCAUGACUCGGAGACGGAGGAUAUGCUGUGGGACGACCUGCUGCACGGCCCAGAGUGCCGGUCGUCUGUCACCAGUGACAGUGAGGGGGCCCGCGUGAACGCCCUUCACUCAGGGGCCAAACGUGACCCCAAAGAAGAUGUUUUUCAGCAGAACCACUUAUUCUGGCUUCAGAACUCAAGUCCUGCCUCUGAUCGAGUUAGUGCAAUCAUCUGGGAAGGGAAUGAGUGCAAAAAGAUGGAUAUGUCUGUGUUGGAAAUAAGUGGCAUCAUCAUGAGCAGGGUUAAUGCAUAUCAGCAAGGAGUAGGUUAUCAGAUGCUGGGAAAUGUCGUCACCAUUGGAUUAGCAUUUUUUCCUUUUUUACAUCGACUUUUCCGUGAGAAGAGCCUUGACCAGCUAAAGUCCAUUUCAGCUGAGGAGAUCAUGACUCUCUUUUGUGGGGCACCACCUGUUACACCUAUUAUUAUUUUGUCUAUGAUUAAUUUUUUUGAACGAUUGUGUCUUACUUGGAUUUUUUUUUUCAUGAUGUGUGUGGCAGAGAGAACAUAUAAACAGAGAUUUUUAUUUGCAAAACUCUUCAGCCAUAUUACCUCUGCCAGGAAAGCUAGGAAAUAUGAAAUACCUCAUUUCAGACUUAAAAAAGUGGAGAACAUUAAGAUAUGGUUAUCACUGCGUUCCUUUCUAAAGAGACGGGGUCCACAGCGUUCAGUUGAUGUGGUUGUAUCUUCAGUCUUCUUGCUGACACUUUCAAUUGCUUUCAUUUGCUGUGCCCAGGUUCUCCAAGGGCAUAAAACUUUCCUGAAUGAUGCUUAUAAUUGGGAGUUUUUGAUCUGGGAAACAGCUUUACUACUUUUCUUACUGCGUCUGGCUUCACUGGGGUCUGAAACCAAUAAGAAAUACAGCAAUGUUUCAAUAUUACUUACUGAGCAGAUUAAUUUAUAUCUUAAGAUGGAGAAAAAGCCGAAUAAGAAAGAACAGCUUACUCUAGUAAAUAAUGUAUUAAAGCUGUCCACCAAGUUAUUGAAAGAGCUGGACACACCAUUUAGACUCUAUGGACUGACAAUGAAUCCCUUAAUCUACAAUAUCACACGAGUCGUUAUCCUUUCUGCUGUCUCAGGUGUUAUAAGUGAUCUUCUAGGAUUUAAUAUAAGACUGUGGAAAAUUAAGUCAUAAGCUGAGCCAUGUGCCUGGACUCUCCCCUUGCUGGCAUCAGUACUGACCCAUUAAGGAAGGAGAGGACUUGCAGAAACCAUGGGACACCUACCUGCUUGUUCACACACAGAGGUGCCCUCAGCUCUGCCUAAUCUUAUGAAUGGUGUUUUCAGAGGAACAAAUCUUUUUCCAGUGGGGCAUGCAUGCCAAAAAUUGUAUUUUCACUGUUUUCAAAUAAUAUGAAUAGUCAGGAGACUAAAGAUCGUGCGUUGUGGGAACAUAAGGACAAGUUAGGAAAGUUGAUUUGGGGCACUUCAGUGCUGUGACAGUUAUAUUUACUGCAAGUAGUCUUUUGGGUUACUAUGGUAGAUGCCUGACGCAUGAAGAAAAUAUCCUCUCUUGGAAAUGGCAAAUUCAGUACUUUUAAGUCUAUACAAUUGGAGAUUUCUUUUCUCUAGCAAAGAGAUAUCAAAUUUAAACUAUUUUAGGUUGAACCCAAAUAAAAGAAUUUUCUUGGAGAA
Odobenus rosmarus divergens (Pacific walrus) is the source of this 2630-nucleotide messenger RNA. RefSeq names its product putative homeodomain transcription factor 1 (gene PHTF1). Gene Ontology annotation, cellular component: endoplasmic reticulum. The record is from RefSeq and is a predicted model, not a curated record. NCBI's taxonomy places the organism in Eukaryota, Metazoa, Chordata, Mammalia, Carnivora, Odobenidae. The transcript is spliced from 17 exons. Bases 1 to 2130 code for a protein of 709 amino acids.